GUGGCGGUGGCUUAUGUCGUAAGUCGUUUUGUCUUGUGUGGUGGCGUUCGUUGGCGUUAGUAAAUUAAAUUUCAACAAUAACUUUUAAUUGAGGGCAAAGCAGCGGGUUGUGAACAUUUUCAGAGUUUAUUGAUAUUUAUGGAGUGGGCUGUUGGAUUUAAGGAAUAAUUGUUUUAGAUCACCAAGUCUCUACCAGCAUUUAUUCGAACAAGGAGGAAAAUUGUUGUUAUUUAACCUAACACUUGGAAACAAUGUACAACAUUAUCUUUUAAGAAUAUAACACAAAAGGCUCAGUUCUGACAGGUAUUCUCGAAGUUUAAUAUUCCUCAUAGUUUUUACUGAUCCUAAGCCAAGAUGGAGAUGGGUGAUAUGAAUAAUCUCGAUCGUCAAAUUGAGCAACUAAAAAAGUGUGAGAUUAUCAAAGAAGCUGAGGUUAAAGCACUGUGUGCAAAAGCAAGGGAAAUUUUGGUUGAAGAAAGUAACGUACAGAGAGUAGACUCUCCUGUCACUGUUUGUGGUGAUAUUCAUGGUCAGUUUUAUGAUUUAAAAGAGCUGUUCAAGGUUGGUGGAGAUGUGCCAGAAACUAAUUACUUGUUCAUGGGCGAUUUUGUGGAUAGAGGCUUCUACAGUGUUGAGACGUUUCUCCUUCUCCUCGCUCUGAAAGUUCGUUAUCCAGAUAGAAUAACGUUGAUAAGAGGAAAUCAUGAGUCUCGUCAAAUCACCCAAGUUUAUGGAUUUUACGACGAGUGCUUGAGGAAAUAUGGCAGUAUAGCUGUGUGGCGAUACUGCACCGAGAUUUUUGACUAUCUAAGCUUGUCUGCAAUUAUUGAUGGAAAAAUAUUUUGUGUUCACGGAGGACUAUCACCUUCCAUUCAAACACUGGAUCAGAUCAGAACAAUUGAUAGGAAACAGGAAGUUCCUCAUGAUGGUCCUAUGUGUGAUUUGCUGUGGUCUGAUCCAGAGGAUACUCAAGGAUGGGGAGUAAGUCCCCGAGGAGCUGGUUACCUGUUUGGUUCAGAUGUUGUUGCACAGUUCAAUGCGGCCAAUGAUAUUGACAUGAUAUGCAGAGCGCAUCAACUUGUCAUGGAAGGCUACAAGUGGCAUUUCAAUGAAACUGUGUUGACCGUUUGGUCUGCUCCCAACUAUUGUUAUAGGUGUGGGAAUGUUGCAGCUAUCUUGGAACUAAACGAACACUUGCAGAGAGAUUUUACAAUAUUUGAAGCUGCUCCUCAAGAAAGUCGAGGUAUUCCAUCAAAGAAGCCACAAGCCGACUACUUUUUAUGAGAGCAAGCAUUUUUUGAAGAGUGUAUGGACGAUCUAAAAAAGAUUUAUGAAUGCUAAAAGGAUUUCUAUCAGUAAGAUGUUAAGUUAGCCUUUUUUAUAACUUAAAAGUAUACGUUAAUUUAAAAGUGACUCAGUGAGUGUUGUGAAGUUAUCAUGUUAGUAACUUAACUUAACCUAGAUGAGAAACAGAUAUCAGUAGCAGGCCUACAUGUAGACUGUAGGCCUAACUACAGGUUUAUUCGUGAGACUACAUAUUAAAUUCAACCUACAUCUUCUUCUUCUAUGCCUACUGUACCUAAAACUAUAUUAUUGGCUUUCAGUUACAUCAAUUUCUAUCGUCAAUUCUGGUCAACAGUUACACUGAGUCAUUUCAAGUCAUCAUCAUCAACCCUUAUCAGCUUGGAAAGACACUGGUCAAAACAUGGAUAAACAGUAUUAAAAACUAAUGAUUGUAAGUUAAUAUUUAGUCAUGAGGAAAUCCUAUUUAGUGUUCAUUAUAAAUCUUGUAUAUUUUUUAUGUAUUUUGUAUCCGUCAUGAAUCUUUUAAGCAGUUUUAAAUCCAUAAUUGUAUAUUAUAUAAACAAUGAUGUGUCUCUGGCAUAAAAAAACUGAAAAUUAAAUUCAAAUUGUAGGCUAUGUGAAUUUGUGUCAUUUUUUAGUAUAGAAAGUAUUUAAAUAUUGAUAGAACUAAAACAUUAGAAUAAUAGCCAUUUCCUGGUUUUUUGUACAGAUUAAAUUUUUUUACUUGAUUAGCCACUUAAAAACUGCUGUGUUGCGAUAAAGUUGGGUUAUUUUACAUAAUAGUAUACAAAUAAGAUUCCCAUUUAGAUAGACCCUAAAACUCCGAUUAAGAAGUUUAAAUUUUUCAAAUAUUAUACUUUAAAGCAAGGAAAGAAAUCCAAAUGGCAUAAUUCUAGCUUAACACUCUAUAUAAGUUGAAACCUUGUAUUGUAUAUACUAGCUUUAAUUUUUGUGAAAACUUUAUCCUGAAGUUAGUAAUAUCAUUUUCUCCCUAACAAUUGCAUUUCAACUAGAUAUUAAGUUUCAAUAUUAUAAUUUUGUAUAUUUUGAUGGUGAGACAAAUAAAUAAAUUUGAUUGAAUGGUA
This is a messenger RNA of Macrosteles quadrilineatus (aster leafhopper), 2390 nucleotides long. It is a transcript of the gene Pp4-19C, whose product is annotated as serine/threonine-protein phosphatase 4 catalytic subunit. Gene Ontology annotation, biological process: peptidyl-serine dephosphorylation; double-strand break repair via homologous recombination. NCBI's taxonomy places the organism in Eukaryota, Metazoa, Arthropoda, Insecta, Hemiptera, Cicadellidae. Bases 355 to 1284 code for a protein of 309 amino acids. The transcript is spliced from 2 exons. The record is from RefSeq and is a predicted model, not a curated record. Gene Ontology annotation, molecular function: protein serine/threonine phosphatase activity. Gene Ontology annotation, cellular component: cytoplasm; nucleus.